AGGCAGCGAGUUACUUUUCUUUUCUCUUUUAUUUAAUAAUAAAUACAAUGUCUAAAUCGCAAUUAAGGAAAACGGAGCAUUCGUCCAGCAAAUCAUUUUCAACUGACCGCCAGAAUGAGGCCGUUAAGUCCUCCGACAGUCUCGGGGAUGUCGGGAAAAGAGGAUCUCAUAUCUGGCCAGAGUGGAAUGAUACCGAAGUCAGCAAGGAGUUGGACUCUAUAGGACUGGAGGACAGAAAGUCGAGCAAGAAUCGCAUCCAUUCAGUUUUUAAAGAUCCAGAGGGAAAGCUUCCUUUGCCCCCCCCUCUUAAGGUGCACACAUGGAAACGUCCAGCAGAGUUCAUCGUUAAUAAGGAUGUUACUGUGGUCGAAAAUAAACAGGACUUUGAUCUGGUGUCCCCCAACAAUCAUCUAAUUGGUUGUGAGAUGAUGAGGUGGAUCAUCAGUGAGCUCCAUAUUGUUUGGAUGCUCAAUUCUGACUCAACUACACAAGAAGAUAGCUGGAAACCAUGGGAGCACAUCUACUCGCUGUGUGACGUGGUGAAAGGUCAUGUGCCACUUUAUAACAGCUAUGGAAAAUAUGUGAUCAGACUUUACUGGAUGGGAUCCUGGAGAAAGAUAAGUGUGGAUGAUUCCAUGCCAUUCGAUGAGGAAAAUAAUCUGCUUCUUCCUGCCUCCACUUGUCAGUCAGAGCUGUGGCCAAUGCUGCUGGCUAAAGCUCUAAUUAAAGUGGCCUUCACAAAUCCUACUUUCCAGGAUGGAGAAGAAAUGGGUGAAUUUUCCUUUAUCCAUGCCCUCACUGGCUGGACACCUGUAAUAAGCCCUAUAAUGCCAGGGCACUCAAACAAAAUAUGGGAUUUCCUUCAAGACACCAUUCCUAAAUUUAAACAAGAGGAUGAGAGUUUGGCAGCGAUGAAGACUGACAUUGAAGAUCCAGCUGGAGGGACAGAUUUCCAUCUAAAUGACAAUAAGAGUCUGCUGCUGGAGACAGAUAACAGCAAAGGUGCCCUAAAAGUGGCAGUUUGUGCCAGCUUCUAUCCUUUUCAACAGCAAAACAGUUUUGGGCGUCUUCGAACGGCAAAUUCCCAAGAACUUUUACGUCACUAUGGCUUGUCAAUGCUACAUAGCCAUGUUGUCCUGCUGACCAGAACCCGAACGUGUCAACUGCAUCCCACUCCCAAACCCUUGACUGUGCCCCAAUGGAAGCUCAUCCGUCCACGCAAGAAGACAGUUGCCAGCCCUUUUCUGUUUGACAGUUUUAUAAGCAGAGAAGGCUGUAUCCCAGAACUUAGAGAGACCAAGCGGAGCACUCAAAUGAAGGGUUUCCAUGGAUCCCCUUUGGUGUUGAUUUCGGAGACAGAGGAGACAGAGAGCCUUGAGCUUGAUGUAGCUGAACCAAAUGCCACGGAUGAACUGAAGGUUACAGCAGAGGACACGAUAAAGGACAAUGAUCAUUUCUCUGAAGGUCAACCAACAACUCUGACAUCAGAUACUCCAGCCAAGGAUGCUAGACCCCUACUGAGGACAUGGCUGGACAUGGAUGACUUUGCAAAAUGUUUUCAGACUUUGUUGGUCUUUCACAAACCCCAGAUGUAUAGUUAUCAUAUUCAUAAAUCACAUUUCAAGACCACUGUCCUGCAAAAAGACAUUGGAGGAAACAAUGGCUCUGGAUCAUCUAAUCAGUGUCUUUCUAACAGAUCUGUGGAUGUAGCAAGUGCCAAGUGUGCAGAGGUGAGAGGGACUCACUAUCUAUAUGUCGUAUCUCUGCAACCUUCCCAGAUCCUCAUCAGUUUUUCUGCCCUCCUUUGGGGAGGAAUUGGUGAGAAGACAUCUGAUAUGGAGAAACAAUUGUCUGGAGUAUCCAGAUCUGGAGUGCUACUUAUUCAACCUCACUCCUGGACAAGCAUGCAGUCUCAGCUUCCAGUUCUCACCAUCAAGACCACCUACUCAAAGGCAGCCAUGCUUAGCUUACCGGCAGGGCGUCAUUUAUUCUGCCUCCAUGCACAUGGGACUCAAGGCUACGACAUCCACCUGUGCAGCGAGACGUACUUUAUCAUAGGAGAUGAAGAAGCCAUUAUGCCCCAUCUUGCAAAGGAAAGAGCUCUCUUCACUGUGCAAGCUUCAACCAUAUUUAAGGCCUUGUCCAGCAUGGUUGCAUCCUUCAGUGAUGAGGAGAAGCUGCCAUCACUUAGAGAGACUCUGGAAAAGACUCUUUUUCUCCAUAACAUCUGCUCCAAGACAGAUAAAUUGAAAUGCCAAAAGGUUUUUAACUCAGCAGUUUACCACAUGGCUUGUGAGGCCCUGGGCAGAAAGCUUACAUCAGAGGAGCACUUUGCACUUCAAGCCCUUACUGGUGACCCCUCACCCUUGACCUCGGACCUCGAAGAAUCACAUGCUACAGCAGAUACAAAUCCAUCUGAAAUAUGGGAAGACAGGGAGCCAAAGCACGAAGGGACAAACCAGGCAGACAUCAUUCUGCAAGCUGAAUCUGAAGGGCACUUGGAGGAAGGGAUGCCUAAUGUCUCAAAAACUGCAAAGGAGCAAAGACAAGGAAAGAAAAUAGAAAAAAAAGUGUCAAGAGAACACACAGGAACAAAGGAAAACCCUAGCACUUCCAAGACACUGUCAGAUAUGUGGCUAAAGAUUGAAUCAGAUGCAGACAAACAUGCUGCCUUCUUGCUACGGUACAUCAUUGAAAAUUCUGGAGAAAUUACAGAACUCCAACGCUGUUUGCAGGAUGAAUCAGCGAGAAUCACCUUUGCUGAUUACUCCGUCUCAUUCAAGAAGACAACCCAGUCCUGGGUUUUGGUCUUCAGAGAGGUGUUCUUUGUUCCAGAGGAGAUGCUACUGGUACCAAAAGUUUUUUCUAUAAUCCCUAAUUGUUCUUUACAUGUUGUAAACAAUGACACUGGAGAGGAGAUUGGAAUGCUUAAAGUGCUUCCUCACGAAUAUAAACCCAACAAGCUUGGUUACACAUUUGUUGCAGAAUCUAUCAAUCCUCAGAUCCCUGCUGGUGAAGCCACGUGGCGACUACGUUUGAUUGGUACAAAAGAACCACUUCCAAAACUGUCCCGUGAAACUCCUGCUAGUACAUUCUCAGUGAAGGAAUUCCAAGAUUAUUACAUUCCAAACAAAGAAAAUCAUAUAUGUCGGUACUGUGUGCAAGUGACUUCAGAUGUCCUGGGCACGAUUCAGUUUGAAACCUCUGAUCCACACGUUUGGAUUCAUCUGUCUGUUCUGGACGAAGAGGAGGAGGUGGCUGGUGUUACUGGGAGGGGCUUCGUUAUACUUCCUGUAUUUUUCUUCAUGCCCAACAAAGACCCGGGUUGUAUAGAUAAAAACAAACAAAAUGUAUCCUUGUACCAAGAUACAUCUGAGCAAAGGCAUGUCACAGCCAGCCCAGCAGGGAGAUCAGACAUCUCAUCCGACCAGAGCAAGAAUCAUAAGUAUGUGGUGCAGGCAGAGGUGCUCAGUAGCAGCUGGACUUUGGAUGAAUCCCAGCUAACUUUUGUCCAUAUGCUACAAGAAAUAAAGAGGAAUGAAAUGAGAGUGUUCACACGUGAAGAUUUUAAGUCUCCAUCUACAACCAGUACAUCAAGCAACGAUGGAAAUAAGUCUGAAAAACACAAAACUACCCGAAAAAGUGAAGGUAACAAGCAGAAAAAGAAGACAGCUGCUUCUCCUAAAACUGGGCGCCAGCAGGAAAGGAGUCUCGACCUGACUAAGCCAAACUGGACACUUCGUGUCGUCACUGACGAAGCCAAAUCAGAGUGCAUUGAAGUGAAAAGAGAUACGGAGAGAGAUGACCAGAUAAGAUCCAUUAAAAAAGUCUGGCAAAUGGCUGAGCCAGAACACUCUGAAAAGGCUGCUCAAUCCCGCCUCCUCUUUCUUAAUGCGGUUCAAGAAAAAAGCAGAACCAUAGAUCCACCUAGCUUUGAUUCUGAUAUCCAUGUCAGUCCAUCCAACGAUAAAAUGAAUGCCCCCCCUCGGCUUUCUCUUCACUUCGACUACAGUCAUUUGAUCAGAUGCCAGAAGGAUUUAUCAGAGCUAGAGGAAUCGGAACGAGAGGAGGCCAGCCUGAAGGAAAGCUCUGAUAAGAUCCAGAACUACAGGUUGGCCCGUGAAACAGAGAUGGAGGGCUUCGAACAGCAGAUGGAGGAACAAUAUAAGUUAAUGGGGCAUUACCAUGAGAAGGCCAGUGAGGAAUCGUCCAUUGAUUGUAAAAAAUUUGCAGCCAAUAUUAGCCUCAAUAAGUAUAAACAAGAAGAGGAACCAGCAGAAAGGGGCAGAGCUAUCAUCUCCAGAGGAAAAAAAAAUAACAUUCCUGCUGCUGUUACCUAGAAAAUGAAAAUGCGGAGAGAGGGGAAAAGACCCAACAACAUUUUUGAUAUUCAGUCACGGUACACAUUAACAAUUCUGCUUUAACUCUGAAGAGUCAUCAUUUCAUUUGUUUCUUAUUCUUUAUGGCACAAUGUUAAACCAAAUGUUUUUUCACAGUUAAAAGCUGCCUGUGCCGCAGUCUCCUUUUAUUUUUUAUUUAUUCUGUUAAUGACAAACUGCAAUACAAAAAUAUUGCAUGCUGCAGAUGUAUUUUAUUGUUUGCAGUCAUCCAGCUCAAUAAAUAAGACUACCUUUAUAAAGUUAAUUUAUUUGAGGAUUUGUUUCAUAUUUUCAGCUUAUCCCAUCCUUGCU
Molecule: messenger RNA, 4691 nt
Organism: Cyprinodon variegatus (sheepshead minnow)
Lineage: Eukaryota; Metazoa; Chordata; Actinopteri; Cyprinodontiformes; Cyprinodontidae
Gene: adgb
Product: androglobin
Exons: 36
Coding region: 48-4340 (1430 amino acids)
Biological process (GO): viral genome replication; proteolysis
Molecular function (GO): RNA-directed RNA polymerase activity; calcium-dependent cysteine-type endopeptidase activity
Source: RefSeq, a predicted model, not a curated record